Molecule: messenger RNA, 504 nt
Organism: Helianthus annuus (common sunflower)
Lineage: Eukaryota; Viridiplantae; Streptophyta; Magnoliopsida; Asterales; Asteraceae
Product: auxin-responsive protein SAUR21-like
Exons: 2
Coding region: 89-397 (102 amino acids)
Biological process (GO): response to auxin
Source: RefSeq, a predicted model, not a curated record
AAUAUCAGCCAACCAGAAGCAAUACUUUGAUUUUUUUUUUCCAUAACAAACAUUUCCAAGUGAAACAAACUCACACUAUCUUGAAAAUAUGGCCAUCCGUAUGCCUCGUAUCAUUCAAGCAAAAAAAAUUCUGAGGCGGUCAUUAUCUAAUGGAAGCAGAACUCCAACAUAUACGGACAUCCCAAAAGGCUAUUUUGCAAUUUAUGUUGGGGAACAAGAGAAGAAGCGGCACGUGGUCCCGGUAUCACUAUUAAGCGAACCUAUGUUUCAGGACUUACUGCAUCAGGCGGAGGAAGAGUUUGGGUACAACCACCCAAUGGGCGCUGCACCAACACUCACAAUUCCAUGUAGUGAAGACGUAUUCACGGAUCUUGCUUCUCGUUUGGGAGCGUUCUGACAUGUAUACGUUUGUCUUUAUAACCGCAGUUUUGUAAACAGCUAACAAUUAGGAACACUUUAUAGAUAGAUGUAAAUAGAGAAUUGUUCCAGUUGAAUGAAAUUUAA